This is a messenger RNA of Leucoraja erinaceus (little skate), 4509 nucleotides long. RefSeq names its product calcium-binding protein 7-like. The coding region runs from base 2128 to 2544 and encodes 138 amino acids. The transcript has 3 exons. Lineage: Eukaryota; Metazoa; Chordata; Chondrichthyes; Rajiformes; Rajidae. The record is from RefSeq and is a predicted model, not a curated record.
UUUUUUCCUGUCGUUGUUGCAUAUUCAAUCAACGUGGAAACAUUUUUGCUGAUAAUUUCAUUCAGAAAUUAACAUUAUAAUAGACUGCCAAUCCCAUAUUAUUUAAAUGCCUUUUCGUUCCUUUUUCUAUUUAAAAAAAGUUUUCUAACAAGGCCGGGCUGUUUUAUAAUUACUGUCAAUGAAGCAAUGUUGGAACAGACCCAUGUUCUAAUGCCUGAGAAGAACCUCUUUGUGUUAACCUAUUGGGCUGGAAAUCUCAUUGCACUGUGCUCAUUUUAUUAACAUGAAAUGGAAACCUACAAGAUCAAUGUGCAUGUGGAUGCAUGACAUUCAGCAGAAGUGCUGUACCUAUCAUGUCGGAAUGGGAUGCUCCAUUGGCAGCCAGGAGAUACCUCACCACCUCUGUCAAGGUCAGAGUCUCGGACCCGAGGUCAUGGCCUCAGAAUUAAUGGCCGAUCAUUUAGAAAGGAGGUGAGGAGGAACUUCUUUAGUCAGAGGGUGGUCAAUCUGUGGAACUCAUUGCCACAGAGGGCUGUGGAGGCCAAGUCAGUGGAUAUUUUUAAGGCAGAGAUAGACAAAUUCUUGAUUAGAACGGGUGUCAAGGGUUAUGGGGAGAAGGCAGGAAAAUGGGAUUAGGAGGCAGUGAUCAGCCAUGAUCGAAUGAUGGAGUGGACUCGAUGGGCCGAAUGGCCUAAUUUUACUCCUAUAACUUGUGAACUUGUGAUGGUCACUGAUGCUCUUAACGUUUAAUGUGUGUGGCCACUGCCAUGACACCAGCGAGGGUCCCAAUCUGCAGAACACUUUUACCUGUGUGCUGCCAUUCUACACGUAGGAGCCAACCUGAAUCCACCUCCCCCUUUUAUGAGGUGCUGACUACCUUUAGAGCAGGCAGGUGGGACUAGUGUAGAUGGAGAAUCGUGGUUGGCACGGGCAAGUUGGGCUGAAGGGCCUCUUUCCUUACUGUAUGAGUCCAUGACACUGUCAGAGAUGCCAGAUCUGCCCUUCUAGCCUUGGUCAAUCCAGGGGUUAAUGGAGAUGGAGGCGAUGCAGGGGGAGAGAUAUUAAGGCCAUUCAUAAAAGGAGAAAUCACCUGGCAACCCAUCUGAUAAAUAAGCAGGGAGGGCACAAAGAAGUAGCACACGUCAAGAACACCCUUUUCUACCCUUGGUGGAUGCAACUGAUGCCUACCAUGAGGAUUAAACUCAGGCCACUGGCCAUCUCCAAAUGGAGUGCUUGUUCACCCAUUUCAGUGUCGACACAUAUUGUGUAAGCUUGGAGUCACUUUUUCUGACUCGAGGGACAUUUCUUUUUUCGAGAGAAACUUUUUCUCCCUCUCCUAAACUCAACGAGUCCCGGCAGUUUUUUUGGCCAUCGUUCAUAAUGAUUAGAACAUUAAAUGUAUCUGAAUUCCACAACUAACGACACAGUGGUUCAUCCAGCAGAGCUACUGCCUCGCAGCACUAGAGACCCGAGUUCAAUCCUGGCCUCGGGUGCUGUCGGUGUGGAGUUUGCACGUUCUCCCUGUGACCACGUGGAUUUCCCCUGAAUGCUCUAGUUUCCUCCCAAGGAUGCGCGGGUUUGAAGGUUAACUGGCCUUUGCAAAAUUGCCCCUAGUGUGUAGAUGAGUGGAUGUGAAAGUGGGAUAACAUAGAACUAGUUCUUCUUAUCGAGUCCACACACAAGAUUAGAAGUUGUUCAGCCAGAGUUGAACACACUUCCCGGCAUCUGCAUACAAUGGUGUCUGUCUUGCAGCUUCUUGUGCUUCUUGUGCGUGGUGGUGGAACGAUUGGUGGAAACAGGGUCGUGACGUGAACAUUCUUUCCUUGACACCAUAGAACUAGUAUGAACGGGUGAUCGAUGGUCGGCGUGGACCAGUGGACUCAAGGGCCUGUUUCCGUGCUGUAUCUUUCAAUUAUUAAUGAUUUGAACUGAUUGGAUCUGGAUUGCUGUUACAUGCCUCUGGGUCACUAAAACCCACCGCAGCUCUACUGAUUUUGAAUUGUAAGACACACGUGCUUCUCAUUUCCAUCCCAUGUCAUGCCAAUGGUUGAAGAUGUUAAUAUUGCAACGUGAUUCGUACUGUUACUGUGAUCUACUACUGUGAGCGAUGUGGAACAUUCAAGGCUAAUGGUGAUGUAUUGUGUUCUAGGCGAUGGACAGGUGGACUUUGAAGAGUUUGUGACACUGCUGGGACCCAAACUCUCAUCCGCAGCAAUCCCAGAGAAAUUUCACGGGACUGAGUUUGAUAAUGUUUUUUGGAAGUGUGAUAUGCAGAGAAUGACAGUGGAUGAGCUAAAGAGACUCCUUUACGAGGCAUUUUGUGAACAUUUGUCAAUGAAAGACAUAGAAAAUAUCAUCAUGACAGAAGAGGCAAGCCAUGUGGAGAACCCAGAUGAAUGUCCAGUUGACAUUGACACAUGUUCCACACAGCAAAUCAAACAGACCUGUGUCAGGAAGAGUCUCAUCUGUGCGUUCGCUAUAGCUUUCAUUAUCAGUGUGAUGCUUAUAGCAGCGAAUCAGGUGCUGAGAAGUGGGAUGAAAUGAGGGUAGAUCCUCAAAUCAGCCUGCGCCUGGACUAUUCAGAUAACCUAGUAGACAGCAGCGUGAUUGCAUGGUAGUCCUAUUGACUUCUGGAGUCCCUGAAGGAACUUCUAACCUAUACAGGAAUACAGGAAAUUAAAUGCAUGACAAUGCAUGGAUUUUUAAAACAACAAAAAACAAUGAUGUGACGACUUUUAUUUCGUGAAACUCUCAUGAUGUUACUGAACACCACCCGUAAGGGCAUCACCGGGUACAGAUGAAAACUGCAGUAUGCAAGACAAUUUUGAACAGAAAUGGACCUUUGGUGAAGACUAGAGGAAGCUGCUCAUGUGUCAGAGUGAAUCCAAACAAGUCCACGCAAAAGCAAGACUGGUGAGUGAUAGGGGUCUAACUAUUCCAUUCUCACUCUCUCAAACGUCAUUGCGUCUGCUGUUUUAUUGUAAAGGACGAUACAACCAAUUCCGGAGUUUCCAAGCAAACAUAUCUGACUCCCACAUCUUUCAACAGAGGAAAAUCAAAGGGAAAAGUUGAAAAGUAAACUCCCACUUCCUUCUAUUUUGCAUUAUCCAACUUUAUAGAGCAUUCAUUAAAGUGCAUCACAAAUGUUUUUGCCAAUGCACAGAUGUAAUUUUAGAACCCAGUUACUAAUGGCCUACAUGUCGCUUUUGGGGGAUAGAAUGAAGGCAUUUGCCUCGCAGCUUGGAAAACAAAAUUAUCAGAAAAGUUAAACAUUCUCUGUCGACUUCCCUUGUUCCAAUGUUAUUUUCAGUCAGGGAGCAGUUUAAAAGGAGCCCUGGCAUCCAGCAACCACAAAGUCACCAAACACAAUAUAGAAUUUUCACAGCGAGCAAGUCAAGAAAGAAAAAGCACAAUGGUUUUUUUUGGCUAUUAACUUGCACAAAUAAACAUUGGAACAUAUACAGAAGGUGGAGGGUGAAAUACAGCAACUAAAUCUUUAAUUCAAAGUUGCCAUUUGCUUCUCUCUGGAAUUAUGUCAAUUGGUGAUACAUUUCCCAUCAUUGCAAACAGGACAUGGGCUAAUGUGAGGUAAUAUAUACAGUUAGAAACUGUCAAAGAACAAGUAAAACCUGUACAGAUAGAUUUAAAUACAGUUUCAGUGUAAUCAUCUGCAAUUACCUUAUAUUCAACUCAGAAAACUACAUCUUUUUAAAAUGUAGAACAGAAUCUCUGAUCAUCCACACACUAUCAGCAUUAUUAAAUACAAACUCAGCAGCAGUAAUUGUGAGAAUUGGAAUUAGGGUUUUCAAAAACUUCAAUGCUUUCAGAGAUAAAAAGUUGAUGCUUUCCUGUUCAAGGCUCGCGCUAGGUUUUCCGAUAACAAAUGGGAAAAUGCUUAUAAAUUUGUAUUGUCCCAUUAAGUUGAAGGAGGAAAAUAACAGCAAUGUUAGAUGUUUGGAUUCAUUCUUAAUUUGGCAGAAUGCUGUUUCCGUGAGUCAGUGGUUUAAAAGCACUUUUUUUAAAGCAAAAUAAUUUAUAAAGAGACCUAGCUUAACAUUUUAUUGAAAUUGCACAUCUAUUUUUGCAGAUUUUGCUACAUUAGCUUCUAUUCGUUAAGAAAGAAGGAAAAACGUGUAUAUGAGAUACAGUGUACUGAUAUUUCCAGCAAUGGAUUUUAUCCCCACUGUCGAUGGUGUUUGCUGUGUGAACAUAGGAACAGAUUACAAGAAAUAUACCAAAUUCUUGGAGGUUUCAGGGUCCUGACGACUUCUGAGAAGAGAGGGGAUUCUUUGUUUUAAUGAACAUCAUUUGCUUCCAAGGAAAUAGUUUGCAAAUAGUCAAUCGUUGAUCAUGCACCAGAUUCCUGCAGUAAUGUAUGGAGAAUCCUCGAGGGCUAAGUGUGAAAUAUUAAUCUUUUGCUUUCAAUGAGUCAUGGACAAUCAAUUAUCUCUCAAAUGGGUGGUGAUGGCAGGAAAGGGAAGGAAAGGGUUUGAGAACAGAAGUAACUGG